This is a messenger RNA of Lottia gigantea (owl limpet), 792 nucleotides long. RefSeq lists its product as hypothetical. The transcript is spliced from 2 exons. The record is from RefSeq and is a predicted model, not a curated record. Lineage: Eukaryota; Metazoa; Mollusca; Gastropoda; Lottiidae. The annotation marks the transcript as partial.
CCAAUGGCAAUAAACCACCAGUCCUCAAUGUCAAUAAACCACCAGGCUCCAAUGUCAAUAAACUACAAGGCCCCAAUGUCAAUAAACCACCAGACCCCAAUGGCAAUAAACUACCAGGCCCCAAUGUCAAUAAACCACCAGACUCCAAUGUCAAUAAACCACCAGACUCCAAUGUCAAUAAACCACCAGGCCCCAAUGUCAAUAAACUACAAGGCCCCAAUGUCAAUAAACCACCAGGCCCCAAUGUCAAUAAACAACCAGGCCCCAAUGUCAAUAAACCACCAGACUCCAAUGUCAAUAAUCCUACAGACGCCAAUGUCAACAAACCACCAGGCCCCAAUGUCAAUAACCCACCAGGCCCCAAUGUCAAUAAACCACCAGGCCCCAAUGUCAAUAAACCACCAGCUCACAAUGGCAAUAAACCACCAGGCCCCAAUGGCAAUAAACUACCAGUCCCCAAUGUCAAUAAACCACCAGGCCCCAAUGGCAAUAAACCACCAGUCCCCAAUGUCAAUAAACCACCAGUCCUCAAUGGCAAUAAACCACCAGCUCACAGUGGCAAUAAACAACCAGGCCCCAAUGUCAAUAAACCACCAGGCCCCAAUGUUAAUAAACCACCAGGCCCCAAUGGCAAUAAACCACCAGGCCCCAAUGGCAAUAAACCACCAGGCCCAAAUGUCAAUAAACCACCAGUCCCCAAUGUCAAUAAACCACCAGCUCACAAUGGCAAUAAACCACCAGACCCCAUUGGCAAUAAACAACCAGACCCCAAUGUCAAUAACCACCAGGCCC